AUGAAAGACCAGCUUUUGAAUUUGGUACUCCCCAUACUUAUGAUGUUGGAUUGCAGCGAGGGAAAAGUGUUCAGGGUCAGCAAAAUGGACUGCCGAACCCUGGAUCCUGCGUUUACGUACUUCAAAACCUGUAAGGUUGUGCGCAGGGAAAACGGUCGAUCCGCCCUCUUUAUAAACGAGGUGUUUCUCUACAAAGAUCCCAUUGACGAGAUCAUUCUAAACCUGGGUAUAUUCAAAGUGGUCAAAAAUCGUCGCUUUCAGUUUCUAAAUGAAACUCUGGACUACUGCCUUUUUAGUCGACAGUUCCUGGCCAAUGGAUUUUUCGCUUUUCUGAUGACACCACUAAUGAGAAAUUCCAACGUGAACGCGACAUGUCCUCUGCAGCAAAGCAUAGUUUUCAAUGGCUUCCCCGUGGAUGAAAACACAAUUAAAGAGGUUCCCAUUCCGAAUGGUGUUUACAUGUUCCAAAUGCGAGCAUCCAUGAUGAAGAAAUGGAGAACGGACGUGAAGGUCUACGCCACUCGAGUGGAUAUGUAUUCUGAGUAA
Molecule: messenger RNA, 546 nt
Organism: Drosophila biarmipes
Lineage: Eukaryota; Metazoa; Arthropoda; Insecta; Diptera; Drosophilidae
Exons: 3
Coding region: 1-546 (181 amino acids)
Source: RefSeq, a predicted model, not a curated record